Anopheles stephensi (Asian malaria mosquito) is the source of this 7967-nucleotide messenger RNA. It is a transcript of the gene mnb, whose product is annotated as serine/threonine-protein kinase minibrain. Bases 715 to 5052 code for a protein of 1445 amino acids. NCBI's taxonomy places the organism in Eukaryota, Metazoa, Arthropoda, Insecta, Diptera, Culicidae. Gene Ontology annotation, molecular function: transcription coactivator activity; ATP binding; protein serine/threonine kinase activity. Gene Ontology annotation, cellular component: nucleus. The record is from RefSeq and is a predicted model, not a curated record. Gene Ontology annotation, biological process: peptidyl-serine phosphorylation; positive regulation of DNA-templated transcription; protein autophosphorylation. The transcript has 10 exons.
UCGAUCUCUCUCUCUCUCUCUCUCUCUCUCACACUCUCUCUUUUUUGUUGGCGUCUGUUGGAUUUCCACUGACUAAUUCCGGCAUUUCUUGCAUUGUACUCGUCCAAUACACACAUUCUUUCUGUUCGAAGCGUCGCGCCGCAAAGUUUUUCUUUUUAUCGGUGACUACUCACACGCACUUGCACAAACACACACACACACGCGACAUAAAGUAUCAAAGAUUUGUUUGUCAUUACUGUGAGGUGCUAUUACAGUUUAGUUAAGGAACGCGUGUGCAUAAAAUGUUGUGUUAUCAGUCAGUGUGUCCAUGGUUUGAAAUCGAUUGCGAUCCUGUGUGAAAUGUGAGCAAGAAAGGAAAGCCCAGGUUUUGCAGCGCCGGAGCACGGAAGAAGAAAAGAAGCGCGGGCUCGUCGCUGAAAGAAGGAAGUGAAAAGAAGUAGUAGUGAGCAAAAAGAAGGAGCAUCGGUGGUGCUGAUCGGUUUCGUGUCCCUCAGUUUGUUGUAUACUUAUCCCCGGGGCAUAAUCAAAAGUGCAAGUUGCCGGCAAGGAUCGUGCAUUCUUACGAAAGUUGAUUUAUUUUAUUUUUAUUUUUAAGUUGGUUUUGUUUGGCCGGAACCAAGUGUAAGUGUAGCGUGUGUGUGCGUGCACGCGCCUGUCGAAAGCGUUGUACCGUGUGUCUGGUAUGUGUGGUUGGAGCGUGUGUCUGCCAGGGGCAUGAUAGUUUCCCCUCGAUUGGCUUCACUACUCAACAGUUGCGGAGGUAUCGGUGGUGGCCGUUGCAAUAGUGAUUGCAGCGCCAUCGAUUCCAUUACCACCACCAUCAGUGGCGGCAGUACGGAUCUAUACGACGGAUCCUUGUACGGACCACGUGCAACCGGAGUGCCGGACGCAAGUAACGGCAACGUCAUCAACAACUUGUUGAUAGGUGCGCUUCAAAGCGGCAGUAGUGACUACAACAACAACACCACCGUAUCUGCGUGUGGUGAUAACAGCAUCAUCUUUCAUCGCAUCUUGGUAGCUGGACAGGAAACGGGCAGGAUAGAGUUAAACCGUAGUGAACAAGUGGAAAGUUUGCCGUACGGUGAAAACUAUAGCUUCAACACACACGCACCAGCAGCAGUGAUCGAAGAAGCUCAUACCAAUCGCGAUCCUCGCCCGUGCGAUAGUGCCGCUGCGAUUGUUGGUCUCCGUUGUGGGGAGCGAGGUAGCGACGUGUUCGGAAGUGGGUUUUCCGCAACCGGCAACACGAAUCGAACCGGCGCAACGGAAGAAGCGGCGGCAACGUUUGCGGAAGUUGCUGGAAGUCUCGGUGGUGGAAGUGCGGUUGGCGGAGAAGUAGCGGCGGGCUUUGAAGGCAGUGUGGGUGGCGGCGGUGGAGGGGGCGAAGGACGUGUGAGACGUAUCGCGACGAGCGGUCAGCGUCAGCAGCAGCAGCAGCAGCAGCAGGAAUCGUUUUCUACGAAAACGGCCAGCAGUAGUAGUGCCGAUAGCGGUGGAGGUGGUGGCGGUGGUGGUGGAAGUGGAGUCUCGCGGCACGAGCCGGUUGACAUCGUUUUGCCGGUGGCCUCGUACGUCGGAGUAGUGGGAAGCGGUCGGCGGCAAAGUUCGCAGGGGGGUGGUACAGUGUCCCAUCCGUCCUUGGACGACCCGAUCGGUGGAAUUGUCGUAGUGCACGGCAGUGACUGUACGAGCAGCGGCGGCAGCAGUGGUAGUAGCGGUGACGGGGGCGGCGGAGUUAGUGAUAUUAUCAGUGGUAAUAGUGGAGCCGGAAGUAGCGCUAGUUGCAGCAGUACCGCUAGCAGCGGAAACGGAAUUGCCGGUUCGGUAGUCGCACCGGAAGUGCUCGGUGGCGGCUCGUUGUUCGGUUCGAUAGGUACAGGAAGGGGGGAAGCGGCGGGUCGCGACAGCAAGGAUCGCGAGGACGAGGGUGGCUCGAGUGGGAGCGGGGGGAGCGGCAAGCGUAUCCUUGCCGUGAACCGCAACAUCGACGAUCUGCUGUUCGGCAGCGAUCUUGACUCGCUGAUCAACGACAAUAUCAUUUAUGGCUUCAAAUCGCUGAAGGUGAGCCGAGCGCAGUCACAGGAUCAGCUGGACUAUCAGCAGCAGCAGCACCAGCAGCAGCAACAGUUUUAUCAUCAUUACCAUACAAAUCCGCUGCAUUUGCAACAGCAUUUAGUGGAACAGCAGCAGCUGCCGAAUACAUCGCUGGGUUACCAACCGUACCAGCCUCAGCAUCAUCAACCAUCACUGCAUCCCGGUCAUCAUCAACAGCCGCAGCAGCAGCAACAACAGCAAUCACACAUAAGUCAUUGGAUUGAAUCGGAAAUUAGAGCAAGCAGCAGUAGCAACAGCAGCACCAUGUUGGCCGAUAAAGCAAAGCAGAAAUUGGCAGCACAGUUUGCAUCCGGCAAUGUUCCUGACUCAACGCGGCAAAGGCAUCAUGCGCCGCUCUACGGAAGACUGGUUACAGAAGAACAUUUACCUGCCGUACAUCGUGAUAUACACCAGCGUUCGAUAAGCCCCACAUCAUCGACCGAUAUCCGGGCGAUGGAAGCUCGGAUACCGGUCCUUUUUCGAGAUCCAGCUACAGCACCCCUGCGAAAGUUGAGCGUCGACCUGAUCAAAACCUACAAACAUAUAAACGAGGUUUACUAUGCCAAAAAGAAACGAAGAGCUCAACAAACCCAGGGAGAGGACACGUCCCAUAAAAAGGAGCGGAAGCUGUACAACGAUGGCUACGACGACGAGAAUCAUGACUAUAUCAUUAAGAAUGGCGAGAAGUUUCUCGAUCGAUAUGAGAUCGAUUCACUGAUCGGCAAGGGUAGCUUUGGUCAGGUGGUGAAAGCGUUUGACCACGAGGAACGCUGUCAGGUGGCGAUCAAAAUCAUUAAAAACAAGAAACCCUUCCUAAACCAAGCACAAAUCGAGGUCAAGCUGCUGGAAAUGAUGAACCGGGCCGACGCGGAAAACAAGUACUAUAUCGUUAAGCUAAAACGACACUUUAUGUGGCGAAAUCAUCUAUGUUUAGUAUUUGAACUGUUAUCCUAUAAUUUAUUCGAUCUACUGCGCAAUACAAACUUCCGCGGCGUAUCACUGAACCUGACGAAAAAGUUUGCCCAGCAAUUAUGUACGGCGUUAUUAUUUUUAAGUACACCAGAAUUAAAUAUCAUACACUGUGAUUUGAAACCUGAAAAUAUACUACUUUGUAACCCAAAACGAUCAGCAAUUAAGAUAGUGGAUUUUGGCAGCUCCUGUCAGUUGGGACAGCGGAUAUAUCAGUACAUACAAUCACGAUUCUACCGAUCGCCAGAGGUACUGCUGGGGAUACCGUACGACUUAGCAAUCGAUAUGUGGUCGCUCGGGUGCAUCCUGGUCGAGAUGCACACCGGCGAGCCACUGUUUUCCGGGUCGAACGAAGCUGACCAGAUCAACCGGAUCGUGGAAGUGCUCGGUAUGCCGCCGAAGCACAUCCUCGACCAGGCGCACAAAACACGCAAAUUCUUCGAGAAGCUCCCGUCAGACGGUAGCUACGUGCUGCGGAAGACACAGAACCAGCGCAAAUACAAACCGCCCGGUUCGCGCAAGCUGCACGACAUAUUGGGCGUCGAGACGGGGGGUCCGGGUGGGAGGCGGCACGGCGAACCCGGUCACAGCGUAUCGGACUAUCUUAAGUUUAAGGACCUCAUCCUAAGAAUGUUGGACUACGACCCGAAAACGCGGGUCACACCGUACUAUGCCUUGCAACACAACUUCUUCAAGCGAACCUCGGACGAAAGCACCAACACAGCCAAUACGAUCAGCUCGCUCAGCACGAGCCCGUCGGUCAGCACACAAGAUCAACCAAGCCAUGGUCUAUCUUUACACCAGCCACAGUCGUCACAACAGUCACAAAGCCAACAACAGCAAACACAACCAAAAUCACAACAGCAGCAGCAAACGCUCGUACUACUCGCGCAACCAGCCUCAGUCGGGUCGAAUGGGACGCACAGCAGCGGUGGCAGUGCCGUGACUGGCAAUGGUGCGAUCACUGCCAACAGCAGCAGCGUCAGCAGUGGUAGCAGUGCGACGGGAGUGAUAAUGCCCAGCAGCAACACUGUUGGUCCCUCAAGCGUACCUUCCACCUCCUAUCCGCUGGCGAUGGACUGUGAUCCUCCCGCUUCCAGCCUCAGCCAGUCCCAUCAUGCGGGUGCGCCCACCGCAGGGCGAUAUCCGGGCACGGCGGUUACGGCGUCUGGCGCAGCAGCCCCAUCACACUAUCAUCGGAAUCGAUACUUAGCUCAACAGCAGCAGCAGCAGCAGCAAGCACAGCCAGGACAACAUUUGCAAAGUGCGGCUUCCCACUUGGUAGGAUCGUCCGCGGUGCCAGGUGGUGGUGUGCACAAAACAUACGCACCUGCCUCGUUACCACUCGAUCUCGGCACCCAUAUGGCAUCGUCCCUCGGUGGGCUAGUCAUACCGGAUCACCAUGCCGGAAGCUUUCUGGCUCACAACUUACCGAUGGCCGGCGUGCCCGGUAGUAUAGGCGGCGUGACGGUGGGAUCGGCCGGUUAUGCGCCGUUCUCCAUGAACGAUGCGAUGCUGAUGGCAGCGGCCAGUGCCGGCAUUAGUUCGGCCACCAUCGGACCACACGGUGGUGCGAACAGCUUAGGCGUGAUCGGCGGUCCGAUUGGAGUUGGCGCUGGACCAUCGUCGCUGAUCGUGGGAUCAUCAACGGCAGCAGCAGCAGCAGCGGCUGCAGCGGCGGCGGCGGCGGCGGCAGCAGCAGCUGUCAGCGGCCAUCAUCUCAUUGGCAGUACGGGAAGUAGCAUUAGCAACAGUAGUAGUAGUAGUAGCAGCAACAAUGGAGCCGCAGGAGUGGGAGGAAAUGGGACAGGGUCAGGAUCCGUCAGUGGUGGUAAUGGUGGUGGCGGUGGUGGAUCGGGUGGAAACGGAGCAGUCAGCAGUAGUUCGAAAGGGCACGGUCGAGGACCUCCUAGCGCACCGAGCGAUCGGGACGAAUCGUCCCCAAUGGUUGGCGUGUGCGUACAACCGAGUCCAGUUAUCAUUCACUGACACAAACACAACCCAUAUGCUCACCAAAACACACAGUCAUCAUCAUACAUUUCCAAAAAAAAAACCUGAAUAAAACACAGCGACAAACCUACUAGUGGCCGCCAGAAUGCUAGGUUGCAGCGCCAAGAUCAUUAUGCUAACUCUCAUCAUACCAUGCUCUACCACUCGACUGGAAUUUAAAACUGGGCGCUUUCUUUCUUCACACCGCACAGGUGGUGCACUGUGAAUCAACCGAUCCACCAUAAGUAGCAUAAAGAACCAUGCAAUGGGAAGCUUUGAGCCACAUUUUUUUUGGGGCGGUUGGGUGUGUAGUUCUCUCGGCGGAUAUUAUUCUACAUCGGCUGCUGCUCAAAUGGCGCGCAUCGGAGACAAAGGAGUUACAUUUAUUCAGAACGGCUGCGCCUAAUGUAGUAUAGUGUCAAUGGAAACAGAUUGAAGUUGGAGUUUUUUCAAGCAAGUGGUUUAAAAGUAAGCGAUAGUGUUUUUGCUAAUGGUACUGCCAAGAAACAAUCGGUUUUGGAGCAAUAUGCGACAAUGUACACACAUACACACAUACAUCCUGUAGCAGACAGAUGAAGAUGAAAUCUGAUCAUUUUUUUUAAAAAAGACGCGCAUAACAAAAUCGGACGAGUUUUAGUAAAAAACAGAGGAAAGGAAGAAGAAGGGCACAGUGUUUGGCGUGCGCUGCUGUUGCCUGUGCCGCCCACCAAAAAACAGUCCAAAAUGGUAAUGAUGUGUUCCGAAAGGUUUAAUGAAUUCCUAUUACUACCAAUGUCUGUGUUCUCCGAGGGAAGGAAGGGAAGCAAGUGGUCAAGGAAGUGGAAACCGAGACUGUAGUGGAUGUAUAAAAUUGACUGGCGUUUUAUGGCGAUACGUGACAUGCAAUGUAACAUGCUCUGCCCGCUGAAGAGCAUUUAAAACGGUCCAAAGGCAGCAAAAAAAGUAUGUGCUAGGUUUUGGUUUCGAGCCGACUUGAUGAAGACGUACGCUAGAAUGACUUAAAAUCCUGCUCUUUUUAUAGCUCAGCUGGUAGCAGUAUGACACCGGAAGUACUGUAUCUUUGGGAGAAGCGAACGUUUUGCUCACAAUUAGUGCAGCAGGUGGAUUUUUGAUUAUUUCUUCGAUGCGAUUCUGGCGCAGCACCAUCUGGACUCUGACCAGUUUCUAUUUUAUUGCGCUAUUCUAAAUGGAUCACAAAUGAAGAGAGAACAGGGCAGCCUUUAGCUUUGUCCGGUUUUCAUCUAAUUAAAAAUGGCGAUCAGAUAAAAAAGAGCCAACAAUAGACAGGAAUUGUUUUUGCAGUGCGCACUAGUUUUCUUAACCGCGGUCUAAUAUACUAAUGGGACUCUGAAUGGGAGAGUAUGGUGAACAGCUCCGAUUGGCCAGCGACCAGUGUGUGAACAGCAGAGGGCUUCCCUCUGGUGACUUGGGGAGAGUGUGCGGGAGGUUUUGGUUGACCGGUUGAACUAGUAAAAGUGGGGCUGGGCUUAGGAGAAACCAGAGCAAGAAGACUAGGGAAAUUGGGGACUGACUGUGUGUGUACGCGCGUGUUUAUGUGCAGAUUUUUUGGAUUCCUGUUUUUCUGUUUCCAACAGACAUCGAUCAAAGGCAAUGUGCGCGUGCGGCCGCCACCCGCGAACGUGCAAGGAAGCAAGAUUUAUGCAAGCAUGUUUUGGUUGGGUUAGGCGCCGCUUUCACUGAAGGAAAGCACCACGACUACGACGAAUAUGUAAAGGUGAAUGGUGAAUGAAUAUGAGGAAAUGUACAUAUUAACUGAUUAGCACUAAUGAUAAUAUCAAUAAUUAAAUUAGUAAUAAUAAUAUUAUUAAAAGAAAAACAAACAACGGAUUGUAAAUGAAGCAAAACAACAAAACGCAAACAAAAAGGAAAACAUGAAAAGAAUGAGUCAAACGAUGGUAGGAAGUUGCAGCGCAACUGUAACAACGCGCAUCGCGAAGGUGUGUGUGUGUGUGUGAAAAGGUAUAUAGGAUCUACUGGAAUAUACAUAUACGGACACAUACAGAAAGCAAAAAAAAGAAACACAUACACAUACAAUACGUUUAAGUAAGAAAAUGGAGAAAAUAACAAAAAAAAAAUGGAAAUGCGAUUGAAAUACUAUACUGUAUAAGGGAAAAAAGUACUAGAUCAAAUAACUAAAGAAAGUAAAUUAAUUAAAUUAAUGACACUAAAACAAAUGAAAGGGAAGGGAAAGAGAAAGAAAGCAAGAAAAGAAGAAGAAAAACACACACACACACACGAACUCAGAUACAGAAACAUGAUAUAGGGAAAAGGUAAAUGGAUGGCUGGUAAGAAAGUUAGAAUAAUCAACCGCAAAGCUGCUAAUGGAAACACACAUACACAUUCACACAAACACACAUACACACAAACACAUAAAAAUGCUAGGAGAAAGAAGAAACAAGGUACCAGACGCGGUUACAGGAUCGAGGAGAUCGCACGAUCGAUUUGUAAAUUUCUCUCUCACAACUCUCAACAGUACGGCAUGCGCGGCGUAUGGACAUGCGUUUUACCUGUGUGCUGUGUAAGAUGCGUCCUUUUGUAAGCGAUGUUAAAGAUACACCGCGCUGAACUGCUGCCGUAAAGCAACUGCAAAACUUUACCAACUGCUGCUUCACCACACGAUGCACGAAAUGGCGCAUGGAGAACACGCCACAUUGUGGUAUGCAACAUGUGGCGUGUGCAACUAGUAUGAAAAAUUGCUAGAGAAAAACAAAAGAAAACUGAAGAUAAAAAACAAACAAACAAACAAAAGGGAAUUCAACCGAUCCGCGUAUGAUCCGAAUGAGAUUAUUGUUCUUCCGUUUAUCCUUCCGUCGUCGUACAGUAACCAUGGCGGGCUGUAAAGGCCAUCUAGAAGCCGUUGAUGCGAAGAAAAUCGUUUUCAUGGGAAGCUUUAA